Messenger RNA from Magnolia sinica, 769 nucleotides. RefSeq names its product NAC domain-containing protein 68-like. Gene Ontology annotation, biological process: regulation of DNA-templated transcription. The transcript is spliced from 3 exons. Lineage: Eukaryota; Viridiplantae; Streptophyta; Magnoliopsida; Magnoliales; Magnoliaceae. The record is from RefSeq and is a predicted model, not a curated record. The coding region runs from base 35 to 769 and encodes 244 amino acids. Gene Ontology annotation, molecular function: DNA binding.
GAAGAGAAGAAGAACCAAUUAGCGUCUGAUAUUCAUGGAAUCCCGAUUAGCUUCAGAAGGACGGAUGGAAGAAGAAUGGAAGCUUUCCAUCCCCAUUGGAAUCAAAUUCCGGCCAAACGACGUAGAGAUGAUUGACUAUCUCUUUCGAAAAGUAUACCGAAUGCCGAUCUAUCCGGGGAUUGUUGCCGAAGCUAAUGUCUACGACUACGAUCCAGCAGAUCUUAGAGAUAUCAGCUUUGACCAUGGCGAUGGUGUAUUCUAUUUCUUCACCCCUACAUACAGAAGAUGCCGAGGUGGAAAUAGACCUAAUCGAAAAGCUGCAGGCAGAGGAUAUUGGAAAGCGAAUGGAAGCGAACAACCAAUAAAAGAUUCUUGCAACAAGGUGGUAGGAGGCAAGAGAAUGCUGGUUUUCUUUUAUGAUAAACCUUGUGACAAAGAUAUCAAGAAGUCAAAAACCAAGUGGAUAAUGUAUGAAUACAAGCUCCCAACAGAUAUCAACCCUUUUAUACACUACAAUGAAGGCAUAGAGAUGCUAGAUACAAUGGUUUUAUGUAAGAUUUAUCGCAAGAAAGAAUCUACACUCCAUCAAAGACAACAAGAAGGAAAACAACAGCACCAACAAGAACAAGAACAACAGCAACAACAACAAGAGCGGGUACAGGCACCUGCACCAUCAAUGACAGUACUGCCUCCAAACUCCGAGCUUGACAAUGAUAAUUUCUUUUUAUAUUGUGAAGAACUUCCGCCCCUUCUGCCACUUUGGGCAUAA